Molecule: messenger RNA, 1521 nt
Organism: Esox lucius (northern pike)
Lineage: Eukaryota; Metazoa; Chordata; Actinopteri; Esociformes; Esocidae
Exons: 4
Coding region: 73-1122 (349 amino acids)
Source: RefSeq, a predicted model, not a curated record
GUUACCCGGAAGUUUAUUUUCAUUGUUGCUCAAAAGACUCUGGUACAAGACUGUAGAAAACCCGUUUCAGAGAUGACGCAUAUCACAGUGCGAAAAGCAGCUGAUGGCCGUGCGGUUUUAUCCCAGUGUCGGAAGAGCCAAUUGUUUUAUUGCCCCUUCUGCCAGCCCUCCAUCUUCAAGCCGCGCGACUAUGCCAGUGUGUUGACUCACAUUGAAUCUCACAGACUGAAGGCUGUGCUACACAGAGAGUUCACAAUAUUCAUAUGUCAUUUGGAGUGCAGAGCAGCGAAGCAUUUCCACUGCCCACAUUGCCCCAAGACCUAUGUAAACAGGAGAGAUUUUACUAAACACAUUUCACAGUGUGAGUUAAUACACAGACCCAGCUGUAACCCAGAUGACAGCCAUGCAACGGAGAAUGCCCCAGGGUCAACGGUGAAUGCCCCCGGGUCAACGGAGAAUGCCCCCGGGUCAACGGAGAAUGCCCCCGGGUCAACGGAGAAUGCCCCCGGGUCAACGGUGAAUGCCCCCGGGUCAACGGAGAAUGCCCCCGGGUCAACGGAGAAUGCCCCAGGGUCAACUGUAAGAGCCUCAGAGGCCCUCAAUGUAUCCAGUGGAACUGUGAAGGUCCCAGGUGACACAGGUUCAACUUCAUUAAACCCAGAUGAACCCAAUGCAACUGUAAAAUGCCCAGUUUUAGAGUGUCCAGCUGUGCGAUCUGCAGUCAAGCAGAAAAUCAAAUGUCCGAACUGCAGUUUGUGGCUUAACAAAAAUAACCUGAGGAAGCAUCAACAAAGGAAGCACGUGUCUACUGAUAAGGACAGUGCAUCGCAUCCCACUGUGAGACCGGCAGUUAAGCGCAAAAGUGCUCCAUGCGGUCAACUAAGAAAGCGUGCCUGCACGGGCCAGGACACCGUGGUCUCUUUGGACCCUGAACUCAUGCUGCAGAUGGACGAGCCCAAGAGAUGGCGGGAGAAUCCAGCAAAUACGAUUCUUGACCUUAUGGCUCCGUGGCUUGAACGCUUGAAUUCUGACCAACAAUUCGAGGUUGUCCGGCUCCUGAUGGGGUAUGUCUUAGAGCUGAUGGACCAGUUCCCUGGGUCUUCUUCAUCCACCUCCCAUUAAGAACAUUAUCCCUGAAAACAUUUGUUGCGCUAAACACGUUUGUAUGUACGAUGUAGAAUUUCUAUGUAUGUAUUUAAUUUUUGCAUUUAUUUUUUGGUGAUGCACCUAAUGUCAACAGGUGAAAAUAAAGGAAAAACCUAUUUUCAGCUGGAAAAUGUAAUACAAUCUUAACUAUCAAAUUGCACAUUGCCCAGUUGAUGAAGCAAAGUAGUUUCUUGUAUGAGUGGGAGCAUGAUCCCAUCCUUUCCCUAUAAUUCCCCAAACUUUGUCUUAGGUAGAACACAUACAUCGAUCACCCAUAACUACCACUGACCGGUGAAGUGAGUAACACUGAUAAUCUUGUUAUCAUGGCACCUGUCAGUGGGUGGGAUAUAUUAGGUAGCAAGUGAACAUUCUGUC